AUGUCAACUACCGCCACAACUCCAGUUCCUUCUGAGAAUGGCUCACUGCGCCAUGACAAGAUUCUAGAUGUUGAACAGCCAGCUGUCGACGAAGCCGGCGAAAAAGCCGCUGGAUCAGCACCCGAGCCCAUCAGUCCAUUCCACCCAAGCCAGUUCCCAGACGGGGGUAAAGAUGCAUGGCUCUGCCUUUUGGGUUCAGCAUGUUGCCUCUUCUGCAGCUUCGGCUGGCUCAACUGCGUUGGUGUCUUCCAGAGUUACUACUCGCAGAACCAACUGCAAGAUUAUAGUGCUUCUCAAAUUGCAUGGAUAGCAUCACUUGAGAUUUUUAUGAUGUUCCUUCCUGGCCCACUCGUCGGGUUUUUCUACGACAAUGUCGGGCCUAAGCCCCUCUUGUUGGUCGGCGGCUUCUUCCACGUCUUUGGUCUCAUGAUGACAAGUUUGUGUACAGAAUACUAUCAAUUCAUUCUUGCACAGGGUAUCUGCAGUCCCCUUGGUCUCAACUGUAUUUUCAAUGCUGGACUGAACACUAUUCCUACCUGGUUCCUGAAAAAACGAGGACUGGCCUUCGGGAUCAUGGCUGCCGGCAGUGGUUUGGGUGGAAUCAUCUUCCCCAUCAUGGCAUCGCAUCUCAUACCAUCUAUUGGAUUCGGUUGGACCAUGAGAACCUUCGGUUUCGUCAUCUUAGGACUUUUGGUAAUUGCUUGUGCCACAGUCAAAUCACGCCUUUCGCCUCGGCCCCGUAAAUGGCAACUGGCUGUUUUCAUCGAGCCAUUCCAGGAUACUCGCUACACACUCACCGUCAUCUCAGCCUUCGUCUUUUUCUUUGGGCUGUUCAUUCCUAUCAACUAUAUUGAGAUUCAAGCGCUUUCGAGUGGCAUGUCUCAGCGAUUGGCUGGUUAUCUUUUGUCUAUCCUCAAUGCAGCAAGUAUCUUUGGGCGCGUCAUUCCUGGUGCUUUGGCUGAUAAAUUCGGCCCCUAUAAUUUCCAGAGUAUCAUGGCCUAUGUCUCGGCAAUCAUCGUGCUUGUGCUGGGUCUCACAGCCUCUAACAAUGCUGCUUUCAUUGUGUACGCAGUCUUGUACGGCUUUUCACAGGGCGCCUACGUCUCUCUUCUUCCUGCACAAAUUUCCAGUAUUUCAAAGGUGGAGCAGAUCGGCAUUCGUACUGGCGUCCUAUUUUCGAUCACCAGCUUCGCAGGGUUAGCAAGUAAUCCUAUUGCCGGCGCUCUAUUAGGGGGCAGUAGCCAUGGAAACGCAGCUGGUUACGAUAAGUUGAGUAUUUUCUCAGGUUGCAUGUUGAUGGGUGGUGCAGUCUUGUUCACUGUUGCGAGAACAUAUAUAGCUCGUUGGAAACUAUUUACAAGGGUAUAG
Molecule: messenger RNA, 1368 nt
Organism: Periconia digitata
Lineage: Eukaryota; Fungi; Ascomycota; Dothideomycetes; Pleosporales; Periconiaceae
Source: the annotation of a GenBank genome assembly